Molecule: messenger RNA, 3092 nt
Organism: Elaeis guineensis (African oil palm)
Lineage: Eukaryota; Viridiplantae; Streptophyta; Magnoliopsida; Arecales; Arecaceae
Product: pentatricopeptide repeat-containing protein At1g03540
Biological process (GO): RNA modification
Molecular function (GO): RNA binding; protein binding
Source: RefSeq, a predicted model, not a curated record
AAUAUUCCAACAAAUUUUUUAUAACAUACAAAUUUUUUAUAAUCUUGAUGCAUGCAUGUAGCCGACGUUAGCCUUCCCAGGCUCCGCUGCACAUUCUGAUGGAUCCAACAUAGCCGUUACUUUUCCUCCCGCCGUAGUUUAAAGGAAAAAAUAUUUGUAAAUGAAGCAGCUCCGUCGGCGCCACUGCACCUCCUACUCCCACCUCAAUCCAAACCCAUCAUCUCCCUCUCAUUCUCCCUCCCGAUCCAAAAUCCUCCACCUCUGCAAGUCCGGCUUCCUCUCCCAAGCCCUCUCCCUCCUCAAGUCCGCCGAACCCGGUCGCCUCCCCCCGAAACCCAUCCUCUACGCCGCCGUCCUCCAGGCCUGCACCACCUCCUCCUCCUUGCCCCGGGGCCUCCAGCUCCACUCUUACGUCCUCAAGUCCGGCCUCGACAAUGACCGCUUCGUCGGCAACAGCCUCCUCUCCUUCUACUUCAAGGUCAGCCCCGACUUCUCCCUCACCCACCGCGUGUUCGAGAGUUUGCCCCUUAAAGAUGUAAUCUCCUGGACCUCCAUGGUCUCCGGUUAUGUUCGUGCAGGGAGACCCACGGAGUCGCUUCUGAUGUUUGCGAAGAUGCAAGCUUUUGGGGUCGAGCCGAAUGCAUUCACACUCUCUGCUGCAAUCAAGGCAUGUUCCGAUCUCAAAGAUGUAAAGAUUGGUAGCUGCUUCCAUGGAAUGGUUUUGUUGCGUGGUUUCGAUUUGAAUGAUGUGAUUGCUGGUGCUCUUGUUGAUAUGUAUGGUAAAAAUUCAGCAUUGGAAGAUGCAUGGCAUGUGUUUCAUGAGAUGAUCGAGCCUGAUACUAUCUGUUGGACUUCGAUGAUCUCGGCCUGCACAAGGAACGAUAGGUUUGAGGAGGCAGUGGGGCUUUUCCACUUGAUGAUGAGGAGGAAGCUUGGGUUGUUUCCGGAUGAAUUUACUUUUGGGACCAUCAUGACUGCUCUGGGUAAUCUGCAUAGGGCGAGACAGGGUAGGGAAGCUCAUGCUAAGUUUAUCACGAGUGGGCUUGGAGGGAAUGUGGUGGUGGAGAGCAGCACGGUCGACAUGUAUGCCAAGUGCGGCCUCAUGGAAGAGUCUCGCAAGGUCUUUGACCGGAUGCCCACAAAGAAUGCUGUCUCUUGGUGUGCCCUGCUUGGAGGGUACUGCCAGAGUGGUGACUAUGAGACUGUCCUUGCUCAAUUCCGGGAGAUGGAUACAGAAGACAAUCACUAUAGUUUUGGCACAAUUCUUCGGGCAUGUGCAGGCCUUUCAGCUGUGAGACAGGGCAAAGAGGUCCAUUGCCGGUUCCUGAGGACAGGAGGUUGGAGGGAUGUGGUUGUGGAGUCUGCACUUGUUGAUCUAUAUGCAAAAUCCGGUCUUAUAGAUUAUGCAUAUGGAGUUUUUACUAAAAUCUAUAUGAGAAAUUUGAUAACAUGGAAUGCCAUGAUCUGUGGUUUUGCUCAGAAUGGUCAAGGUCGGGAAGCCAUUAAGUUGUUCAAUGACAUGCUUAGGGAAGGGGCUAGACCUGACUAUAUUAGUUUCAUUGGUGUGCUUUUUGCUUGCAGUCAUGCUGGUUUGGUCGAAGAAGGGAGGAGGUACUUUAAAUUAAUGAAUGAAGAUUAUGGUAUUGCUGCUGGAAUCGAGCAUUACAGUUGCAUGGUUAAUCUCCUCAGCAGGGUUGGCCUACUCGAAGAAGCAGAAGAUUUAAUUAACAAGGCUGUCUGUAGAGAUGAUUCGUCAUUGUGGGCUGCUCUUCUAGGUGCCUGCGCCACCCAUUCAAGCCCUGCUGUAGCAGAACGUGUUGCAAAGAGAAUGAUGGAAUUGGAGCCAGGGUACCACUUGAGCUAUGUUCUUCUUGCUAAUGUCUAUAAGUCGGUUGGUCGAUGGGAUGAUGCUUUGAAGAUAAGGAGGUUGAUGAGAAAAAGACGUGUAAGGAAGGCACCUGGUAAGAGCUGGAUUAAGUAAAGCGUAACAUCAGUUCUUACAUUGGUGGUACUGAUUUGCUCAAAAAUGAAUUUGAAGAUCUUGAAGAUCUAGAUUUGGAUGAGGAAACUGCAAAUUCCUUUGGAGACAUUUUCGAGUUCUGGAUUCUAAUAUUUAUGAGAUCUAGUGCUAGUGAUACUGAUAAAAAGAAACAAUGUGGAAACAAUUAGAGUAUGCGUAACUCCAUUCACGUAAGUUUGAUUGUCAAAUUUGCAUCAGGCUUUUGCUUCAACAUCUUCUGCUGAUUCUUAUGUAGUUCACCACUGUUUUGCACAACAUCUCUGCAAUGUCUGAAGAAUUAUAGCAGAUGUUAUUGGCAGAUUUCUUUUUUUUUUAAUGAUUAUUGAGUUAUGAAAGGUAGAAUAUUAGAUAUACAUUCACUAUGUUGGUGAUGAUGCAGUAAAUUGAGGGAAGCAAAGUAGUCAGUAAGAAUGUUCAAAGCAAGGGAAGUAUAUGCCUCAAGAAAAAUUGGAUCCAGAUUAUAAGCUCAAGACAGGUACGUGACAUGAAAUUAGAAUAAGAACAGGCACUCUUGCAGACUGGAAUGAGAAACAAGAAAUACAGAACCUUAUCAUUUCUCUGAUACUGCUAAGAACUAAGAAUCUGGCUAGAUCUGCAAGAUGUCUGCAUCAAGGGAGCACAAACAAUUCAGGAAAAAAAUUUCUGUCAAUAUUUGGACUGAGUCUUAUGGACUAUGGAAGGUAUCAAAGGUACAAAGAGCAAAGGGUGGACAGAAUUUUUAAAAAUGGCAGUAUUAUGUAGACUAAGAAAGCAAAGAAAUUUGAAAAGUAGAAAUCACAAAUGAAAAUAAAGAAGUUCCAGUACUUAGCUUGGCAGCUUUAAUAUCUGUAGUACUGAUGGAAGUAGGUUUUUCAGAUAAUGUAUUAAAGUAAUAUAUGGUAUAAACAGCCCAGGAAAUAAUUUACUGGAAUAUUAAUAUCCUUUGGCGGGAACAAGAAGGCAAUGUCUUAGCAUGAAAUAAGACAAAUUGAUCAGGACUGGCUUUGUUGUUUGGGGUAUGCUACAAGUGUGAUAAUCCGGCCCAAUUGGGCCCAAAACCAGCUCACAAAGCCCACUAAGCCAUUAAACAAAA